Messenger RNA from Caenorhabditis elegans, 1302 nucleotides. It is a transcript of the gene fbxa-71, whose product is annotated as DUF38 domain-containing protein. Lineage: Eukaryota; Metazoa; Nematoda; Chromadorea; Rhabditida; Rhabditidae. The record is from RefSeq and is marked reviewed. The coding region runs from base 183 to 1004 and encodes 273 amino acids. The transcript is spliced from 3 exons.
UUUUUUUUCGUGCGAGCCCCUCAUUUUGUGGGCAGAAAAGACAAACACACAACGUAACUUUGAGAAUGUUUCGGCCUAAUGCUAUGGAAUAGACUUUGCUAAUCUUAAAAUUCGCUAUAAAUUCAGUGCAUUGCGUUUUGUUUUCUACAUUUCAUUUCAAACUGUUCCCAUUCUUGUUCAACAUGCCUCGUGAUGUCUCUCACCUAGUUAUGAAACAAUUGGAGUACGUUAAUCGAAGAUCCGUCGAUAAAACUGAAAUAUGUUUUGAUAGAAUUAUGUAUCAAAUGAAGGACGGUUUCAUCGAAUUGGAUAUGGACGGACACACCAUCAGAUAUGAUGAUGAUGAGAAUGGUGGUACGACGGUAUCAUACGAUGAACAUUUAGUACACAAAAGGCAACAUGAAGAUGGAAACUUUGUGGAACUUGCACUCAAAGACUUGAAGAUAGUACUGAAACAUGCAUCAAGCUAUUUUUUCAACAACGAUACAGAAGAUAGCAACAAAUCUUUUAUUGAUCUUUUGAAAUCGGAAAAUGGUCUUCCCGCGAAGAAAGUAACACUUCUAAGAUUCGCAUUCAAUGAUCUUUUUGAUAUACUCCCAUGUUUCGAUGCACUGGAAGACAUAGAGUUGUGGUACAUAAGCUCCAUCGACCAAUUUCAACGGAUAGCUUCUCUUGAGCAGUGGAAGAAAACAAAAAGAUUUUGUAUCGAAGACCAUUUGUUUGACAAUGAACAAAUUGAACUCUUCUUCCACUUUGAAGUCUUUGGCAUAGAUUUUGAUAAAUUCUCGGUGCAGAAUGCAGUUAAAGUCAGAGAUGAUCUUUUGAGAAGAAGCACAUUUCAAAGUUGUGGGAUAAAUUUCAAAGAAUCAGGCCCUGUCGAAAUAGCAAAACUAUUCAAACUGGACUAUGUUGGUGGUGAAACAUUCGAAAUGGAAUAUUCAAACAAAAAUGGAAAAUUCGAGGUUUCGAUUGACGAGAAUUUGUUUUCUGUGGAAAGAUUGUGAAACAUUUUUGUUUUUUUUAUUGCUCAUAAAAUGCGAUUCUUAUAAUUAUUUUGCCAUUACAAAAAAACAGCUUUAGGGCUACAUUUUAAAUGUAUCUGGUGUAAAUGAGUACCAAGGCUUUUUUUGUUGUUUUUCGAAUCGAAAAAUAACAAAAAAAAUGUUUUUUUUAGGAGAAAUUCGAUUCUUUGGCCGAAAUUUUUUUUGCAACAUCCCCUUCCUCGUUGGAUAUAUUGUUUAAUACAAUUAAAAAAAUUUGUGCGUAUAGUUUUAUUUCGUAAAAUAAAAAUUUUCCAGAAAA